This is a messenger RNA of Xenopus laevis (African clawed frog), 2881 nucleotides long. It is a transcript of the gene plod3.L, whose product is annotated as procollagen-lysine, 2-oxoglutarate 5-dioxygenase 3 L homeolog. NCBI's taxonomy places the organism in Eukaryota, Metazoa, Chordata, Amphibia, Anura, Pipidae. The record is from RefSeq and is marked provisional. Gene Ontology annotation, cellular component: rough endoplasmic reticulum; endoplasmic reticulum; endoplasmic reticulum membrane. Gene Ontology annotation, molecular function: L-ascorbic acid binding; 2-oxoglutarate-dependent dioxygenase activity; iron ion binding.
GGAAGUGAGAGCCGGAGAGAGAGAAGGAUGGAGACUCGCGCUGCUCUGGGCCUCGUCCUGCUCGUGCUGUGCGGCCUGUCACUGGGGGAGUCUGGGAGGAAAGAGGCGCUGCGGCCCGAUAAGCUGCUGGUAGUGACGGUGGCCACUGAAGCCACAGAAGGCUACCUGAGAUUCCUGCGCACAGCCCGACACUUUAACUACACUGUGAGAACUCUGGGUCUGGGGCACGAGUGGAAGGGGGGAGACGUUGCCCGCACAGUGGGGGGAGGACAGAAGGUGAGAUGGCUCAAACAUGAACUGGAGCAGCACAAAGACCAGGACGACCUCAUCAUCAUGUUUGUGGACAGUUAUGAUGUAGUGAUAUCGGGGAGCCCCACUGAGUUGCUGUGGAAGUUCCAGCGGUUUGAGCACAAGGUGGUCUUCUCUGCGGAGGGAUUUUGUUGGCCUGAAUGGUCCCUCGCUGAGAGUUACCCCCCCAUCACUAAUGGGAAGCGAUUCCUCAACUCUGGAGGGUUCAUCGGCUUUGCCCCCCAGCUCUACCAGAUGGUUCAGCUGUGGAAGUACAAAGACAAUGAUGAUGAUCAGCUCUUUUACACCAAAAUUUACUUGGACGAGUCAAUGAGAGAGAAGUUUGAUAUCACUCUUGAUCACAAGUCAAACAUUUUCCAGAACCUAAAUGGAGCAAUAGAUGAAGUUGUGCUGAAGUUUGAGAGCAAUAAAGUUCGAGCUCGGAAUGUUGCCUAUGACACUAUUCCAGUUGUGAUACACGGAAAUGGACCCACAAAGUUACAGCUGAACUAUCUUGGAAAUUAUGUGCCAAAUUCCUGGACUCACGAGGGUGGGUGUGAAGUGUGUGACGAUGAUCUGUUGGACCUGUCCAUGUUGGAGGAUGAUGCAUUGCCGCAUGUCUUGCUGGGGGUCUUUAUUGAACAGCCAACCCCAUUCAUACCCCAAUUCCUGCAACGACUGGUCCAGUUGGAUUAUCCCCGCAACCGCCUGUCACUCUACAUCCACAAUAGUGAGGUUUAUCAUGAGAGACACAUCGAGGUUUUCUAUAAGAAGUACAAGGACAGUUUCACGAGUAUUAAAAUCGUGGGCCCGGAGGAAGCCAUGAGCCAAGGGGAGGCCAGAGACAUGGGCAUGGACCUGUGCCGGCAGGACCAGACCUGCGACUACUACUUCAGUGUGGAUGCCGACGUGGCUUUAACCAACCCAGACACCUUGUAUAUCCUGAUCCAAGAGAAUAAGAAGGUGAUUGCACCCAUGGUCUCUCGCAGUGGCAAACUCUGGUCCAAUUUCUGGGGAGCCCUGAGCCCUGAAGGCUACUAUGCCCGGUCUGAAGACUAUGUGGAUAUUGUCCAGGCGAAGAGGGCGGGAGUCUGGAAUGUACCAUACAUUGCCCACGUUUAUCUAAUUAAGGGGGAGACACUGAGGGCUGAACUAUCAAACAAGAAUAUCUUCACGUUGCCACAGAUGGACCCAGAUAUGUCUGUGUGUAAGAGCAUUCGGGACAAGAACGUGUUCCUGCACAUCAGUAACAGAGACGAGUUUGGUCGUUUGCUCUCCACCUCCAAGUACAACACGUCCCGCCUGCACAACGACCUGUGGCAGAUCUUUGAGAACCCCGUGGACUGGAAAGAGAAAUACAUUCAUGAAAACUAUUCCAAGAUCUUCGAGGAGGAUUAUUAUCAGCAGCCGUGCCCAGACGUCUACUGGUUCCCCGUCUUCAGUGAAGUGAUGUGCGACGAAUUUGUGGAAGAGAUGGAGAAUUUUGGCCAGUGGUCCGGUGGCAAGAAUCAGGACCAGCGGCUAGCGGGCGGCUAUGAGAAUGUGCCCACUGUGGAUAUUCACAUGACUCAGAUUGGCUACCAGGAGGAGUGGCUGAAGUUCUUACAGGAAUACAUCGCUCCCGUCACAGAGAAGCUCUUCCCCGGCUAUUACACAAAGGCCAAGGCUCUGCUGAAUUUCAUUGUACGAUACAGACCUGAUGAGCAGCCCUCGCUCCGACCCCACCACGACUCCUCCACUUUCACCGUCAACAUCGCCCUCAACAAUAAAGGGAUCGACUAUGAGGGCGGUGGCUGCCGCUUCCUGCGCUACAACUGCAGAGUGGAAUCACCCCGCAAAGGUUGGUCCUUUAUGCACCCCGGUCGCCUGACUCAUUAUCACGAGGGUCUCCCCACAACCAGAGGGACCCGCUACAUCAUGGUCUCCUUCGUAGACCCUUGACCCUACCAGCACCCCAACCCUGGACUCUUCUCCCCUAAACUGCCAGUCAGUGAUGGGGUCCCUGUGUAUCGCCCACAAGGAGCCGGACGACUCCAUUCACUAUAAUCAGGGGGAGCUCCUUUCCUCGGUACAAGGGGAUUUUCUGUUUCGAUGUUCUAAUCAGUCCUUGGGAAUCUCUCAGUAUUCCCUGUUCUUGGAAAGUGGGGAGUCACUGGGGAAGAGCAGUCAGUCACACACCCCUCUCAUUUGUCCUACUGGGAUGUGGGGGCCACUGGUUUAACAGUCCCACCCGCCCAGAACCCUCAUUGUGUCCCCUUUGUCUCUUUGACCCCCACCAUCCUACAAUGGACUUGCCCAAUCAGCAGUCACAUGACCGUUAUCUGCCUUAAUUAUAACAAAUAUUUUACUACAAAAUGAAUGAGAUGCAGUGGGAGGAGCAUGAGGGAGAAUUGGGGGGAUAGGAAAGGGGUUCAUUAAGUAAUUGGGGUAGAGAUCAUUGCGCUGCUUUAUUGCUGAACCAAAGCGAUUUGCUGCCUCCUGUACAAAGUGCUUUAAAUUAUUGGCUCCGCCAGGUAACGAGUGUAAUGAUUUAUUAGUAUUAGCCGCACUCUUUUGUAAGGUUUCAAUAAAAAAUACUCCAAAAUCCACUUUC